UUACUUAUGAAUCAUAUAAUCUCUCUGUUACCAGAAAACUCAGUGUCAAUGGAAAAGAUGAAGUUAACAACACAUUUACUUGUUCUGCUCUCAUGGCUGAAUUUUUGUUUGGGUGAACAACCCCUUUCCAAGAUCAAUAUCCUGAGUACUACUUUUUCUCUCAAUCCUCAAGCCUCCAUUACUGCUUCUCCCCUUCUCCUGGGCCUCAAGGGGGAAGACACUGAGUGGGUAGACAUAAACCUUCAGUCUCCCAACUCAACCGCAGAUGAUUGGAUUGGAGUUUUCUCUCCUGCAAAGUUCAAUUCUUCGUCUUGUUAUAUGGAAGCUGAUGUGAAAGAUCAAAAACCAUAUUUAUGCUCAUCACCAAUAAAGUACAUGUUCGUGAACACUUACAAUUCAAAUUACACACGAAAUGGAAAAGCUAGUCUGCGUUUCUUGCUGAUCAAUCAGCGUGCUGAUUUCUCAUUUGCAUUAUUUUCAGGUGGUUUGUCCAAUCCAAAACUGGUGGCAGUUUCAAAUUCCGUGUCGUUUGUAAACCCUAAAGCCCCACUUUAUCCGCGUCUUGCUCUAGGUAAAACAUGGGAUGAGAUGACAGUAACAUGGACUAGUGGAUACAACAUAGAUGAAGCUAUUGCCUUUGUCGAGUGGGGCCCUCUCAACUCAAGUACAAAGCAAUCUCCAGCUGGAACGUUGACAUAUACUCGCAACACCUUGUGUGGUGCUCCAGCAAGGACAGUUGGUUGGUUUGAUCCUGGUUUUGUACAUACAAGUUUCCUAAGGGAUUUGUGGCCAAACAAAGUGUACAUGUACAGGAUAGGCCACCUCUUAUCCGAUGGUUCAUAUGUCUGGAGCAAGAAGUAUUCAUUCAAAGCUCCCCCUUACCAGGGGCAGGAUUCAUUGCAGCGUGUAAUAGUUUUUGGUGACAUGGGGAAGGCAGAACGUGAUGGAUCAAAUGAGUACAGUAACUAUCAGCCAGGAUCACUCAACACUACAGAUCAACUUAUCAAAGACAUUAAGAACAUUGAUAUCGUAUAUCACAUAGGAGACCUAUCAUAUGCAAAUGGAUAUCUCUCACAGUGGGACCAAUUCACAUCUCAGGUGGAACCUAUUGCAUCCGCUGUGCCUUACAUGAUUGCGAGUGGUAAUCAUGAACGUGAUUGGCCUAAUACGGGAUCUUUCUAUGACGGGGUGGAUUCAGGUGGUGAAUGCGGUGUGCCAGCAAAUACUUUGUACUAUGUCCCUGUAGAGAACAGAGAUAAAUUUUGGUAUAAGGCAGACUAUGGAAUGUUCCGAUUCUGCAUUGCAGACAGUGAGCAUGACUGGAGGGAGGGAACUGAACAAUACAAAUUCCUAGAAAAUUGCCUUUCAACGGCAGAUAGGCAGAAGCAACCUUGGCUAAUUUUUGCUGCUCACCGUGUCCUUGGUUAUUCAUCUAGCAAAUGGUAUGCGAUGGAGGGCUCAUUUGAAGAACCAAUGGGCAGAGAAAGCCUUCAAAAGCUUUGGCAGAGGUACAAGGUUGAUAUUGCAUUCUAUGGGCAUGUACAUAACUAUGAAAGGUCAUGUCCUAUAUACCAGAACCAUUGUGUAAACACCGAGAGGUCACAUUACUCAGGCAUUGUAAACGGUACCAUUCAUGUGGUCGUUGGUGGUGGAGGAAGUCACUUGUCGGAAUUCAGUGAGGUGAAUACAACUUGGAGUCUGUACAAAGAUUAUGAUUUCGGGUUCGUGAAACUUACUGCAUUCAACCAUUCAUCUCUAUUGUUCGAGUACAAGAAGAGCAGGGAUGGUAAUGUGUAUGAUUCUUUUACAAUAUCUAGAGAUUAUAGAGAUGUUUUGGCAUGUGUUCCUGGUGGUUGCGAAGCUACCACUAUGGCAUCUUAAUAAAAGUAUCAUACAUCGUCAUUAUCGUAUCUAGUAUAUCUCGCUCACAAGAACUAUGAUCAAAAUCUGAAGAGGAAAGAAAGACGAUAUCACACACAAGUUACCAAAUAUUAUACAAGUAUUAUAUUGUGGAUAUUGAAGGAACAGUCGCUUUCAAUUGGUUUCAUUCCAAAAUAGAAGUAUUCUAAUUACCUUU
Amaranthus tricolor (Joseph's coat) is the source of this 2077-nucleotide messenger RNA. RefSeq names its product nucleotide pyrophosphatase/phosphodiesterase. The transcript is spliced from 12 exons. The coding region runs from base 7 to 1881 and encodes 624 amino acids. Gene Ontology annotation, molecular function: metal ion binding; acid phosphatase activity. NCBI's taxonomy places the organism in Eukaryota, Viridiplantae, Streptophyta, Magnoliopsida, Caryophyllales, Amaranthaceae. The record is from RefSeq and is a predicted model, not a curated record.